CACUCUUUUGUUCAGUUUUGGAAUGGCCGCUGUUUUCACAAUGUUUUCUUUUUCCUCCACUCUUAUUCGGCCACGGAAGACGGAAGGAAACGGGAGAGAUGGCGCUUACAUCGCCGUGCCACUGUGUAGAAAAAAAGGGAUAACGGUGAUCCCUCUCGUUAGAUCAAGAGAAUAAUCACAACAACAGCGGUCGUCCUUCUGCAAAGCUCUGAAGAUUGUGGACUGGGAUGACCCUCAUGACCUAAACUCAUUGCUACUGCUGCCAAAGGGAUUUUGCAUGGUUUAAACAAGCAUGUGGCCCGUGGGUGCCACCACAGUCCAGAUACGUCAUAUACAUUUUUGUUUUUCUUCUCAUUACUACUUUUUUAACGAAUAAUUAAAACAAGGGAAUGUUUUUCGGAUUACUCAACCUUUCUAUGGAGGGUGCCCGUCAUUCUCUGAGGCCGCAAAGCAACCUUCCGAGAGAGACUCCCAUGAAGGACUCUGCGGGGGCCUAGUAACGUCGACAUGAGUAGUACUUUAGGCAAAGAGAAGGACUCUAAGGAGAAGGACCCCAAGGCCGGUCCUACGGGGAAGGAAAGGGAAAAGGAAGCCAAGGCCCUGGCCGGUUUCGGUAAGGAUGGCGGCAAAGAGGCCAAGACCAAAGGGAAGGACGCCAAAGAAGGAAAGAAGGACAGCGGCGGCGCGCCACCGGCCGUCGCCUUCUCGUUGGACAACACGAUAAAGCGGCCCAACCCGGCACCGGGCACCCGCAAGAAGUCGAGCAACGCCGAGGUGAUCAAAGAGCUCAACAAGUGCCGAGAGGAGAACUCGAUGCGCCUGGACCUGUCCAAGCGCUCCAUCCAGAUGCUGCCCACGUCCAUCAAGGAGCUGACGCAGGUGUGCGAACUCUACCUGUACAGCAACAAGCUGCAGAGCCUGCCCGCCGAGGUGGGCUGCCUGGCGGGCCUGGUGACGCUGGCGCUGAGCGAGAACUCCCUGACCAGCCUGCCGGACUCGCUGGACUCCCUGAAGAAGCUCCGCAUGCUGGACCUGCGGCACAACAAGCUGCGGGAGAUCCCGGCCGUGGUGUACCGGGUGACGUCGCUGACCACGCUCUACCUGCGCUUCAACCGCAUCACGGCGGUGGAGAAGGACAUCCACCACCUCUCCAAGCUCACCAUGCUCAGCAUCCGGGAGAACAAGAUCAAGCAGCUGCCGGCGGAGAUAGGGGAGUUGUGCAGCCUCGUCACCCUGGACGUGGCUCACAACCAGCUGGAGCACCUGCCGAAGGAGAUAGGCAACUGCACACAAAUCACCAACCUGGACCUACAGCACAACGAGCUCCUGGACCUCCCGGAGACCAUAGGUAACUUGGCCAGCAUAAACCGCUUGGGGCUGAGGUACAACCGGCUGUCGGCCAUCCCCCGGUCCUUAGCCAAAUGUAGAGAGCUGGAGGAGCUUAACCUAGAGAACAACAACAUCUCGGUGUUACCAGAGGGCCUCUUGUCGAGCCUGGUGAAGCUGACCAGUCUGACGCUGGCCAGGAACUGCUUCCAGUCCUACCCCGUCGGCGGGCCCUCGCAGUUCUCCACCAUCUACUCCCUCAACAUGGAGCACAACCGGAUCAACAAGAUCCCCUUCGGCAUCUUCUCCAGGGCCAAAGUGCUGAGCAAGCUCAACAUGAAGGACAACCAAUUAACCUCGCUGCCGCUGGACUUUGGCACGUGGACCAGCAUGGUGGAGCUGAACCUGGCCACCAAUCAGCUGACCAAGAUCCCCGAGGACGUGUGUGGCCUGGCGUCCCUCGAGGUCUUGAUACUGUCCAACAACCUUCUGAAGAAGUUACCGCAUGGCAUCGGCAACCUCAGAAAGCUCCGGGAGCUGGACCUGGAGGAGAACAAGUUGGAGUCGCUUCCCAAUGAGAUUGCGUACCUUAAAGACCUGCAGAAACUGGUGCUCACCAACAAUCAGCUGACCACGCUGCCGCGCGGCAUCGGCCACCUCACCAACCUGACCCACCUCGGCCUGGGAGAGAACCUGCUGCAGCAUCUGCCCGAGGAGAUCGGAACCCUGGAGAACCUGGAGGAGCUGUACCUCAACGACAACCCCAACCUGCACAGCCUGCCCUUCGAGCUGGCGCUGUGCAGCAAGCUGUCCAUCAUGAGCAUCGAGAACUGUCCGCUCAGCCACCUGCCGCCGCAGAUCGUUGCCGGCGGGCCCUCGUUCAUCAUCCAGUUCCUGAAGAUGCAGGGGCCGUACCGCGCCAUGGUGUGAUCACCCCCAGCCCCGCCCCCCAACGAACCCCGUACCCACUGGCCCCUCUAUUCCUCACCCCUUGACCCCGCCCCCCAAGCCCCGCCCCCCCCCCCCCCCCCCCCCAGCGCCACCGCCCAAUCACGCUUUAGAUCGCUACGCGGCUGACCUCUCGCCAAAACUCCAGGGCGCACUGCGCCGGGAGGUUAUGAGGUCACGACCCGGGUGUGUGGGGUGAUGGCGAAGAGGAAGAAGAGGGAUAUGGGGGGGAGGGGGAAGAGAUGCUCUUAUGUUUUUAUGUUUUGUUUUAAACAAGGCGGCACCAUGUAGACUUGGGAUCCGUGUUUCUCUCAGACGUUGUCAUGGUUAUUAAAGGACCGCGGCCCCAACCCCACCGCCACCUCCACCACCUCCACCACCUCCACCCCGAAACCAUGGAAAAGGAAAAUAUCUACAACUCUUUGCCAAAACCGAAAAACAAACUAUAAAUAUAUAUAUAUAGAUAUAUAGAUAUAUAUUGAGUAACUUUGAGCUGAGUGGCAAGUCUUUUAAUCAUAUAAACCGUGCUCCCAUUGCCAAUGUAUUUACAGUAAUUAAGCAUCUUAUUACGUGAGCAAGGAUACAAUUGUAUGCAAACACAAAACAAACCGACAAAAAAAAAAAAUUUGGAUCUCACCUUUUACCGCUGCUGCCAUAACUCUACUCUUGUCAUUAUUCAUGUUUUUGUUUUUUGGUAUUUUAUUCCCUUUUUUUAACCACUCGACGACUGUACACUUUUUGUGAAUAGCUUCUUGACCGUGGAGAACAAAGCUCUCGUGACAGCAUUGCUUUUUUGGAUUUUUGUUCAAUUUUUUACAUAAAAAAAACAAAACUGUGCCUAUGUCUAGAAUGAGCCGGUGGUUCACUUCUAAACUUGUCCAUGAGAUAUACAAAGGUAUAAAUUAUUUCAAUAAUCUUUUUUUUUUUAUUAUUCUUACUGAAGUUUGUUGGUUGUUCCUACUCAAGUUUAUUAUACAGAUUUUUCUUUCUGCCAUUGAACUAUUCAGUUGUAACGUAGUGUCAUUGGAUUUCUUUCUCUUUUUUUUCUUUUUUUUACAAAUAGCGAUAGUUGUCAAAUCUAGUAAUGUACACAAAAUACAAAUGCAGAUCGUAAACGCGUAAAAAAAAAAGACAAAAAGACAAAAAAAAGCUAGACUUCAAAUUCUUCAGGAACGCGGGCUGCACCGGACAGCCAGUGUUUCACAGGCGGAACGGUAUUGAAACUCAGAAUCAUACAUAUGUCGUGACGAGAUACGAGAUCAGAGAGUGAUUCCUUCUUUUUGUAUACGUAUGUAAAUCCUGAUUGUUGCCUUGAGUGCAAUUUUUUUUUUUUUUCUUUUUUUAAUUUGAACUUUUAUUUCUCUUGUACUGUUUACUCGUUUGGUAUUAUCUACAGUGUUGGGCUGCUUAGCUUACAUCCGAGGGAUGACAACGAUGAUGACCAACAUAUCAGAGGCCGGUUGUUUUAUAUAUAUAUAUAUAUAUAUAUAUAUAUAUAUAUAUAUAUCACUCCCUUUGUCCCCGAACCCCUCCUCUGGCCUCUGCAUAGUAGUUUGAGACCGCGAUGUGGUUGGCUAUCUAAACCUCCCGCUCGGAUAAUUCCUCUCCCCUCCCCUCGCUUUUCUUUUGUCCCACACUGUUCCAGCACUGUUGCUGCUCUUAUGCACUUUUUUUUGUAAGACGUUGGCCUCUAUAUUAAAAGACAAAAUGACAGUAGACUCUCGUCGGUUCUGUGGGAUUUGGGGGGGGGGGGGGGAUGGGGGCAUUUUGUUUUCAUAAGUAUUUUUAUCUGUUGAAGUGACCGGUGAAUCAUGUACAUUUGUGUCAAAUCGAUCUUAACAAGGAACUUGUUUUUCUUGGUCUGUAAAAAAAAAAGAAGAAAAUUGUCAAAAAAACAACUGCAGAAAGGGUUUGUUUGGCUGUACCGUGUUUUUGAUAUGCAUCAUGCCGAUGUUCUGCUUUUUAUUUCACAUUUUUAUCAUUGCUAGCAAAAAUAGUUAAUAUUUGAAUUAUACUUCAGAUCAGCGUUAUUUGAAAUCAUUAAUUUUUCGGGGAUGAAAUGUCAUAUGGUCAUUUAAUGUUAUUUCACUGUACAUUAAAUAUCCCAACAAAAAAUCUAAAUCAAUCCCGAUCCUUUGGCCCAAAGUGUUCUCGUCCAGACAUCCUUCAAUCAUUCAAAAUGGUUUUCAAUGAAUAUUUCAAACGGUCCUUUUUCGUUUUGUUUGUUGGGCGGCAGAGGAGACAAAUGCACCUACUGCUGCGUCACGUCCACUAGCGAACAACCUGGCGCUGCCACCAUCACCUGAAACACGCUGUAGGCCACAAAGCACCAUCUGGCUUUUGCUUUGUCAUGUUUCCGUUGUCUCUGGUGGUGCUUUUAACAGAUCACACUCAUUGGCCCUCCAUUUUAACCAAUGGGGGGUUGGAACUGGACAAGAAACCGUAUUUACACAACAUGUUGCACAUCAGAACCCGGUGUAAUCAACCCGAAUUGUUGUCCUGUAAAGAGACGGGGGGGAGAGGGCUUUUUUUUUAUUCUUUUCAGCCUCAACCAUACACGGAAGGCAUUCCUAAGCUCUGCAUAAAUGCUUGGAAGUCUUGACGUGUUAUUUUUUGCCUUUUUAUAAUAAAUGACUGUCGAUAAUUGGGAGGAGAAAAACAACUCUGAUCUAGGUGUGUGGAGGGGUGGGGUGGUGUUGAUUAGGCAUGCAGUGAAGGUGCUGCCGCUUUCCUUCAUGCCCCAACUAUGUUUUGUCUUGUUUUACUUUAGUCGUUCACGUGCCGUUUCUGCAGGCUAGAGAGAGCUAGUGUGUUGUAUUCGAGAGGAAAGCUGUUGAUGUGUACCCAACCUUUUACAAAUGAAGGUGUUGCUGUUAUCCAAAGCAACUGCCAGUGAUUACAGGUCAUUAGGCAGAGGCAUGUAGGGGUAUACAAAGCAUGCUGGUAUGGACUGGGAUGGGAUGGUGGAAGGGCAAAAGGUGGAAUCUAGGAUCUUUUCGACCUCAAAGCACUGCAAUUUUCAGCCCGUACAAACUCUACUUUGACCCUUCAUAGUCAAGCUAAGCCAAGCCUAUUUCUUUAGAAGCAGGUGAGCACUCAGAAGGCCUACAUUUGGACAGCAUGUCCUGUGUGUACAUGGAUUUAGUCCUAAACCCAAUGCUAGCUGAUGUACAAUCCUCCCGGACACGGAGCAUGCAAAAGCUUUCCGUGACGUUUAAUUUAGCAUUCAUGAAACAACUUGUCGCCUCUAGGGGCGCGUGGACCGGGCGGGCGUGUCAACCUCUCGGUUCAGCACCGCGUGUGGCUGGGGCAGAGACCGGGGUGGUGUCGUACUCACAGGACUCCAGUGCUGUGGUUAUUUUGUUUUCCCGCAAAAAAGCUCCUCCUAUAGUUUUGUAAUUUUUGUUCAUACACUGGGGGGGUUUCAGGAGUAAUUUGACAGGCAGCCUUAAUAGGCUUUCCCUCCUCUUUAUUGUCCCUCUUCUGUUGCUCAUCACUUAGCGAGCUCGAUCCCAGACUUCACUCUGAAGAGCAGCAGCAGCAGCAGGUGGUUUGAAAAUGUUUCAGUUUGAUAUUCUUUCCUCCUCUCUGCACUCUCCUUGCUCUGUACAGAUAUCUGGCUUAAAGUUAAAGCCGGAAGUUGAACACCUCUCACACCGCACCUGGGUGAAGGGAUCUGUGGAGAACCCCAAACAUACACUGCAUUCUCCCUCUCUCCUGAGUUUCGUUUUCAGAGUGAUAAUAAUGAAGGAUGAAUCAACAGCCUCAACUGCUUUUUCUUACCGGGGAGUUAAUUUCACUGAUCUGUGUUAAAAAUCGAAGAAACAAUUCAAUAAGAUAAUUGGCUUUUUU
Gadus macrocephalus (Pacific cod) is the source of this 6126-nucleotide messenger RNA. RefSeq names its product SHOC2 leucine rich repeat scaffold protein (gene shoc2). The record is from RefSeq and is a predicted model, not a curated record. The transcript has 10 exons. Gene Ontology annotation, molecular function: protein binding. NCBI's taxonomy places the organism in Eukaryota, Metazoa, Chordata, Actinopteri, Gadiformes, Gadidae. Bases 508 to 2256 code for a protein of 582 amino acids.